CAGGCGCUCGGCUUAGCGCAGGCGCACAGCGCGCCUUGGUUGUCAAACAUGGCUGAAGUGCCGCCGCUGCCGCUACUGCUGCUGCAGGGAAAAUGCUGAGCCCUCCUGGGCCCGGUGGGCGGCGGCGGCAAGGGCGGCGACGGGCACCUGCUUCCCGGGCGCUGCGGCGGCGGCCAUGGCCCGGCUGGCCGACUACUUCAUCGUAGUAGGCUACGACCACGAGAAGCCAGGGUCAGGAGCAGGUCUGGGGAAAAUAAUCCAAAGAUUUCCGCAGAAGGACUGGGAUGAUACUCCUUUUCCACAGGGAAUUGAAUUGUUUUGUCAACCUGGUGGGUGGCAGCUGUCCAGAGAGAGGAAGCAGCCAACAUUUUUUGUGGUGGUCCUGACAGAUAUUGACUCAGAUCGACAUUACUGCUCAUGCCUAACCUUCUAUGAGGCAGAAAUCAAUCUACAGGGAACAAAGAAGGAAGAGAUUGAAGGUGAAGUGGAAGGGUCUGGUUUAAUUCAGCCCGCAGAAGUAUUUGCUCCCAAAAGCCUGGUGUUGGUAUCCAGAUUAGAUUAUCCAGAAAUUUUUAGGGCUUGCCUAGGUUUGAUCUACACUGUAUAUGUGGAUAGUUUGAAUGUCUCCUUGGAAAGUCUCAUUGCAAACCUGUGUGCGUGCCUUGUCCCAGCAGCUGGAGGGUCUCAGAAGCUGUUCUCCUUGGGUGCGGGAGACAGACAGCUGAUCCAGACUCCUUUGCAUGACAGUCUUCCUGUCACAGGCACUAGUGUGGCUCUCCUGUUCCAGCAGUUGGGAAUUCAAAAUGUCCUCAGCCUCUUCUGUGCAGUUCUCACAGAAAAUAAGGUUCUCUUCCAUUCUGCAAGUUUCCAGAGACUUAGUGAUGCUUGCAGAGCCCUGGAAUCUUUAAUGUUUCCUCUUAAAUAUAGUUAUCCUUAUAUUCCCAUUCUCCCGGCUCAGCUACUAGAAGUUCUAAGUUCCCCAACACCUUUCAUUAUUGGAGUACAUUCUAUCUUUAAAACUGAUAUCCAUGAACUUCUAGAUGUAAUCAUAGCAGAUUUGGAUGGAGGCACUAUUAAAAUUCCUGAAUGUAUUCAUCUCUCUUCCCUCCCGGAACCACUUCUACAUCAGACUCAAGCAGCUCUUUCUUUGAUUCUACACCCAGAUUUGGAAGUAGCAGAUCAUGCUUUUCCCCCUCCACGAACAGCUUUAUCCCAUUCAAAAAUGCUGGAUAAAGAAGUACGUGCAGUUUUUCUUAGAUUAUUUGCACAACUUUUCCAAGGAUAUAGAUCAUGCCUACAGCUUAUAAGAAUUCAUGCAGAACCGGUAAUACAUUUUCACAAGACAGCUUUCUUGGGGCAGCGUGGUUUGGUUGAGAAUGAUUUCCUCACUAAAGUGCUCAAUGGAAUGGCAUUUGCAGGUUUUGUUUCAGAAAGAGGUCCACCCUAUAGAUCCUGUGAUCUCUUUGAUGAGUUGGUAGCUUUUGAAGUAGAGCGAAUUAAGGUUGAAGAAAAUAACCCAGUGAAGAUAAUAAAGCAUGUCAGAGAACUUGCCGAGCAACUGUUCAAAAAUGAGAAUCCUAACCCUCAUAUGGCAUUCCAGAAAGUUCCACGCCCAACAGAAGGAUCCCACUUGCGAGUUCAUAUUCUGCCUUUCCCAAAAAUUAAUGAAACUCGGGUACAGGAAUUAAUACAGGAAAAUCUUGCUAAGAACCAGAAUGCGCCUCCUGCUUCACGAGUGGAAAAGAAAUGUGUUGUGCCAGCAGGUCCACCUGUUGUCUCCAUAAUGGAUAAGGUGACAACAGUUUUCAACAGUGCACAGAGAUUGGAAGUUGUUAGAAAUUGCAUCUCUUUCAUAUUUGAAAAUAAAACGUUGGAGACUGAAAAGACCCUUCCAGCUGCAUUGAGAGCCCUUAAAGGAAAGGCAGCAAGACAGUGUCUCACUGAUGAGCUGGGUUUGCAUGUCCAGCAAAACAGGGCUAUAUUAGACCACCAACAGUUUGACUACAUAAUAAGGAUGAUGAACUGUACUCUACAGGAUUGUUCAAGUUUAGAAGAAUAUAACAUUGCUGCAGCAUUACUCCCUUUGACCAGUGCUUUCUACAGGAAACUGGCCCCUGGAGUCAGCCAGUUUGCUUACACCUGUGUGCAGGACCACCCCAUUUGGACGAAUCAGCAAUUUUGGGAGACAACCUUCUACAGUGCAGUGCAGGAACAGGUUCGCUCUCUGUAUCUCUCAGCCAAGGAAGACAAUCAUGCCCCAUAUCUGAAGCAAAAGGAUAAGCUUCCAGAUGACCAGUAUCAGGAAAAGACAGCAAUGGACCUGGCAGCUGAGCAGCUACGACUUUGGCCUUCUCUGAGCAAAUCAACUCAGCAGGAGCUGGUGCAACGUGAGGAAAGCACUGUCUUCAGUCAGGCCAUUCAUUUUGCAAACCUCAUGGUGAACCUGCUGGUUCCAUUGGAUACAAGUAAGAAUAAGCUCCUAAAAACAUCAGCACCAGGCGACUGGGAGAGUGGAAGCAACAGCAUUGUCACAAACAGUAUUGCAGGAAGUGUAGCUGAGAGCUAUGAUACAGAAAGUGGGUUUGAAGAUUCAGAGAAUAAUGACAUCGCCAAUUCUGUUGUGCGAUUCAUUACCCGAUUUAUUGACAAGGUUUGCACAGAAAGUGGAGUUACUCAGGAUCACAUCAAGAGCCUUCAUUGCAUGAUACCAGGAAUUGUAGCUAUGCACAUUGAGACCCUAGAAGCAGUACAUCGAGAGAGUAGAAGACUCCCACCGAUACAGAAGCCCAAGAUUCUUAGACCUGCUCUACUGCCAGGAGAAGAAAUCGUCUGUGAAGGUCUUCGAGUCCUGCUAGACCCUGACGGAAGAGAAGAAGCCACUGGAGGCCUUCUUGGAGGCCCUCAGCUACUGCCAGCAGAAGGAGCCUUAUUCCUCACCACAUACAGAAUUCUGUUCAGAGGGACUCCCCAUGAUCAGCUGGUUGGGGAGCAGACAGUUGUGCGGAGUUUUCCCAUUGCCUCCAUCACCAAGGAGAAGAAGAUUACGAUGCAGAACCAGCUCCAGCAGAACAUGCAAGAGGGACUACAAAUUACAUCAGCAUCCUUUCAGUUGAUUAAAGUAGCGUUUGAUGAAGAAGUGAGUCCAGAAGUAGUAGAGAUCUUUAAGAAACAGCUGAUGAAGUUCCGUUAUCCUCAGUCCAUUUUCACCACCUUUGCUUUUGCUGCUGGACAAACUACCCCACAAAUAAUUUUACCCAAACAGAAGGAAAAGAACACCUCCUUCCGUAUCUUCUCAAAAACAAUUGUGAAAGGUGCCAAAAGGGCAGGAAAAAUGACAAUUGGGCGGCAGUAUUUAUUGAAGAGGAGGACAGGGACAAUUGUGGAAGAGAGAGUGAAUCGUCCUGGAUGGAAUGAAGAAGAUGACGUAUCAGUUUCAGAUGAUAGUGAACUCCCCACAAAUACCACUCUGAAGGCCUCAGAGAAGUCUACAAUGGAACAGUUAGUGGAAAAAGCUUGUUUCAGAGACUAUCAACGUUUAGGUUUGGGAACCAUAAGUGGCAGCUCUUCUCGCUCAAAACCAGAGUAUUUUCGAAUCACUGCCUCCAACAGGAUGUAUUCACUCUGCCGGAGCUAUCCUGGCCUUUUGGUUGUACCUCAAGCUGUACAAGACAGUAGUUUACCAAGAGUCGCCCGCUGCUAUCGACACAAUCGCCUGCCUGUUGUAUGUUGGAAGAAUUCAAAAAGCAGUACCCUGCUUCUCCGAUCUGGAGGAUUCCAUGGGAAGGGAGUGGUUGGUCUUUUCAAAUCUCAGAACUCCCCUCAGGCAGCUCCUACCUCCUCUUUAGAAUCUUCCAGUAGCAUAGAACAAGAAAAAUACUUGCAAGCCUUACUGAAUGCAGUUUCUGUCCAACAGAAACUCAGUGGCAAUAACACCCUUACUGUCAGACCAGCACUUGCUCUGUCUCCAGGGACUGAAAGGAGGACUUCAAGAAUGUCCACUGUGCUUAAGCAGGUAGUGCCAGGACAUUUGGAUGUAAACCCAUCCAAUAGCUUUGCUCGAGGAGUGCAUGGGUACAGAGAUAAAUGUUUUAUUCAGUCAAACCCCAAAUCUUCAACUAAGGGAAGAAUCCAUAAUCAAGGUGUUUGGGCAAGUCUUCGCUCUAGCACUCGCCUCAUCAGCUCUCCAACAUCUUUCAUUGAUGUUGGCGCCCGGCUGGCAGGCAGGGACCACUCGGCCUCCUUUAGCAACAGCACCUACCUGCAAAACCAGCUCUUGAAACGCCAAACGGCCCUUUAUAUAUUUGGUGAAAAGUCGCAACUAAGGAACUUCAAGUUAGAAUUUGCUUUAAAUUGUGAGUUUGUUCCUGUUGAAUUUCAUGACAUCCGACAAGUAAAAGCCAGUUUUAAAAAAUUGAUGAGGGCUUGUGUUCCAAGCACCAUCCCUACUGACUCAGAAGUGACCUUCCUGAAAGCCCUGGGAGAUUCUGAGUGGUUCCCGCAGCUUCACAGGAUAAUGCAGCUGGCUGUGGUUAUAUCAGAAGUACUUGAGAAUGGUUCCUCAGUUUUGGUCUGUUUGGAGGAAGGCUGGGACAUCACUGCACAAGUGACAUCCUUGGUUCAGUUACUCAGUGAUCCCUUUUAUAGGACACUUGAAGGCUUCCGGAUGUUGGUCGAAAAAGAGUGGCUCUCUUUUGGUCAUAAAUUUAGUCAGCGGAGCAGCUUGACUCUCAACUGUCAGGGUAGUGGUUUUACUCCCAUAUUCCUGCAGUUCUUAGACUGUGUACACCAGGUUCACAGCCAGUAUCCAACUGAGUUUGAAUUCAAUCUCUAUUACUUGAAGUUCUUGGCUUUCCACUAUGUGUCUAAUCGCUUUAAAACAUUUCUCCUGGAUUCAGACUAUGAAAGAUUAGAGCAUGGAACGUUGUUUGACGAUAAAGGAGACAAGCAUGCCAAAAAAGGAAUUUGUAUUUGGGAGUGUAUUGAUAGAAUGCACAAGAGGAGUCCCAUUUUCUUUAAUUAUUUAUAUUCACCAAUGGAAAUAGAGGCCCUGAAGCCCAGUGUAAAUGUCUCCAGCCUCAAGAAGUGGGAUUAUUACACAGAGGAGACCCUUUCCACAGGCCCUUCAUAUGACUGGAUGAUGCUAACCCCCAAGCACUUCCCCUCCUCCGAGGACUCUGAAGUGGCUGGAGGAGCUGGCCCCCAGAGCCGGAGGAGAACAGUGUGGCCCUGCUAUGAUGAUAUCAGCUGUGCUCAGCCCGAUGCUCUCACCAGCCUUUUCAGUGAAAUUGAAAGAUUGGAGCAUAAAUUGAACCAAACCUCUGAGAAGUGGCAGCAGCUGUGGGAAAGAGUAACUGUGGACCUUAAAGAAGAGCCCAGAACAGACCGUCCCCAGAGACACCCUUCAGGCUCCCCAGGAAUUGUGUCUACCAACCUACCUUCCUAUCAGAAGAGGUCUCUGCUGCACCUGCCAGACAGCAGCACGGGGGAGGAGCAGAGUGCCAGCAUCUCCCCAUCCAAUGGAGUGGACCGGAGAGCGGCCACGCUGUACAGCCAGUACACAACCAAGAAUGAUGAGAACAGGUCCUUCGAAGGAACACUUUACAAAAGAGGGGCUCUGCUGAAAGGUUGGAAGCCCCGUUGGUUCGUGUUGGAUGUAACAAAACAUCAGCUGCGAUACUAUGACUCAGGUGAGGACACAAGCUGUAAAGGCCACAUUGAUCUGGCUGAAGUAGAAAUGGUCAUCCCCGCUGGCCCUAGCAUGGGAGCCCCAAAGCACACGAGUGACAAGGCUUUCUUUGAUCUCAAGACCAGCAAACGUGUGUAUAACUUCUGUGCCCAGGAUGGACAGAGUGCCCAGCAGUGGAUGGACAGGAUCCAGAGCUGUAUCUCUGACGCCUGAUGCCCAUGGUCAACCCAAGCAAAAAAGAGGGAGGAAAGCCUCGUGCUGUCAGAUAGAAUAAAGUGCAUGAAUCCUUGAGGAGCUGACAGCUUCCUCUUUGGUUCUGAGGAGUCAUCCCAGGCCUGAGGUUCUUCUGCCCAGUCUUACCCAGUGCCCUCUUUGAACAAUUGCUAUGUCUGCUUAGCCUGAAUGAAUAUGUCACAGAGGUCUGGUCAAGAACCCCAGGCACUCCCUGUAUCUUGCACUAGGUUGUUCUAACAGGGUCUUAGUGGUUAGGGAUCAGAAGAAUGCUUCCUGAGCCAACUGUCACCCAUCCCCUAGAUAAAUGGUUUCUAUUUACUUGAGUCCUUCUUGAUGAAACUAGAUCCUUUUUGUUCCCCAAGGUCAUAAUUUCCUUGGAGAGCUUUCUGACAAGCAAAAAUCAAAACCCCGCCAACACUAUCUCAUGUUCUGCACAGAACAGAUUUCCCAGCAGAAUAGCUCCUACUCCUACUGCCUGACCUUAGAGAUGCUCAGCUAUCUGGUGCUGCCAAAAGGUGCUUCCAUAACCCCUGCUCGGCCAUGGGGGAUCACAGCAAGAACAUGAGUGCUCAGUGGCAGACGGGGAACACGCAGGAUUCUCCUGAAGGAGAAAGACGGUCCAGGGAAUGAUGCAACAAUGACAAGGCCAAUGCAGGAAAAUACUACUUUCAAACACUGAAUUUUUCUAGGCCACAGGUGCCCUGAGGAUCCAGGACUUUGUGUUCCUGUGUAUUCUUCUGUUCCCUGACAGCUCCUUACACAGAAUAACAUGCAAAAAGCUGAAUGCACUAACUCACAAAAUAAACACUUGCACUGAACUCCUAAUGAAGUGAAGGUGUUGGAAAGACAGAAGCAAGCUGUCUACAAGCACAUUACACCUGUGCCAGGGGCUGUGUCUGUGGCACAAUCAGAUACCCAAACAGCACUUGUGCAUGUGAACAGUAAGAACUGUUUGUAGAUUUUCUCUACUUUUGAUAACCUUGUGUUUGUUCAGCUAAAGAUCCGAGGAAUGCUGUUUGUUCCCUGUGAGGAGCAGCAGCAUCUCUGCUACAGGCAUUGAAGCCCAACUGGAGUCAGAGGUAGCUAGAUCGCUGUUUUGAAAUGUUAAUAUGUUAAAUACCAAACUAAUAUUUCAAAAAUAUGUACAUACGAUUUCUAUAUCCUUGUUUUUCAGAUAGCCUACUUAUAAUUUAAUAUAAAAGUAACUGAUUCAUGCAUAAGAUUUCAGUAAUGAAAAUAGUUCCCUUUUUAAAAAAUAAAAAAAAACCACUUUGUCUUUGUAGAUGAAAAAUAAAUCAGAUUUUCAAAUUUAAAAUUACCUACACUCUAGGAAAUAGACCUGUGUUAAUAUAUAAGAAAUUGGGGAUAAUAAGAAUGAAGGAUUUUUCUACCAUUUUCAUUUUAUAAAUUGCCACCUGUGAAAAUGAUUUUUGCACAUUAUUUGUAUUUUUUCUUUGUAUAUGAAAUAAUUUUUUGUACUUUGUAAAAUACGGAGCCCAUUGUACCUUCAGCGAUUUGAGACUGUAUACAGUGCUUCUUUUAUAACUGGAUUCUUUUAACUUUCAUAAAGGUUACAUGCCUUACAUGCACUAACCACCCCGAAUUAAAUUUAUUUCUUAAGAAA
Molecule: messenger RNA, 7544 nt
Organism: Neofelis nebulosa (Clouded leopard)
Lineage: Eukaryota; Metazoa; Chordata; Mammalia; Carnivora; Felidae
Gene: SBF2
Product: SET binding factor 2
Exons: 42
Coding region: 176-5899 (1907 amino acids)
Biological process (GO): regulation of Rab protein signal transduction
Cellular component (GO): cytoplasmic vesicle
Source: RefSeq, a predicted model, not a curated record